This is a messenger RNA of Oikopleura dioica, 846 nucleotides long. The record is from the annotation of a GenBank genome assembly. NCBI's taxonomy places the organism in Eukaryota, Metazoa, Chordata, Appendicularia, Copelata, Oikopleuridae.
AUGUUUACAACCAUGCGUCCGUUCGGCAACGCACAAGCUGCAAAACUUCUUACGAUUAUCUGCCUCACUCUUGCGGUCGAGGCUGCCCCAAGAAUCAGAACUAAUCUUUACGGUCAACCAUAUCUUGUAUAUGACGACGAAGAUUACUUCGAGGAUGAAAAUGCAGAAGAUACUGGAGAAGCUGCUACAAACGCCCCUGCAGACAACAAUGAUGAAACAAAACAAUUGCAAACAGGCGGCGCAAAGGCAUUCGCUUGGUUCUUUCUUGUGGUUACGAUAUUCGUUGUCAUCACUUGUUUCUUCGGAAAGAUAACUCUUGCACUUGAAACAUGCUGCGAUUCCAUAUCCAGUUGUUUUCACGGGCGUAAGCCGAGCGAUAGUGAAGAAAUCCAGCAGAAAAAACGAGAACAGGAAGCAGAAACACAACGGCGAUUAAUCGAGCGACAAGAAGAAGUCGCUAACGCGAGAACCGAAUUCAACUUGAAUGUACUCCGAGCAGCGCAAACACAAGCAAAUCAACAAGUCCAUCCUGAUAAUUCAGCCGCAUUCAGCUCUCCCGCAGUUUUGCGAGCUUUAGAGGCGCUUAAGGCGGAGAUCGAUUCUGAUACGCCGCGUGAAACAAGCUUCUUUUCCAAAAUCAAUCCAUUCCGCCAGCGCCCUGCACAGUCAUCUCCCAUUAUGUCGACUGAAGAGCAGAAACCCCGAAUUGUAAACAACUCUCAAAAGACCGUCACUCAACAGCGAAUUCCCGGUGCGUCACGACUGGCCGAUCGAACUUACUUGCCUGAACCUGCAGUUGCUGCUAAACCUGCACGAACCGGAAGUCAACUCAGCAGAUUCGAAUAA